AUGAAUAAAUCCAACCCUGUGUGGAAGUUUACAACCUUCCAGGGAUUUAUGGAGAUACUGGGAACAACAGUGGUAGUGCAUUAUGAUGCUGGAGAGUUUGGAGGUGGGGGUGUGGGGGUGGCGGGGAGUUUGGGGGUGCAGGGCCCAGGGCCCCCCUUCGGGCCCAGGAGCACAGACCUCACAGAAACAGAUGAUGGACUACGUAUCAUCCACCUCAACCCACCAUGCUCUCCUAUACUGAAUCCUCUGGCCAGUCAGGCAGCGGUGGCAGCAGCGGCCAUGAGCUCCAUUGCCGGCUCCCAGGUGUUCGGCAGCCCCCUCUCCAACCUGCAAGGUGUCACGGGACAGUUGGUCACCAAUGCGCAAGGGCAGAUAAUUGGAACAAUUCCACUGAUGCCCAACUCCGCAGGGUCCUCCAGCCAAUCAGGGACUGGAAACCCAGCGUUGCAGGUCCAGCCAAUCACACCUCAGCUUCUGACUAACGCCCAGGGCCAGAUCAUCGCCACAGUGAUCGGCAAUCAGAUCCUGCCUGUCAUCAACACCCAGGGAAUCACACUGUCGCCAAUCAAGCCAGGACAACAGCUGCCCCAGGGCCAGCAGAAUCAGACAGCAACAUCUCAACCUGGCCUUCUCCACAUGCCCCACAGUCAGAGCCCACUCCGGCAGGCCUCUUCCUCCUCCUCCUCCUCCUCUUCCUCCUCAGCUCUCAGUGUGGGUCAGCUGGUCAGCAACCCCCAGACGGCCCCCAGCGAGGUUGAUGGGGUCAACCUGGAGGAGAUCCGAGAAUUCGCCAAAGCUUUCAAGAUCCGACGCCUCUCCCUGGGCCUGACCCAAACCCAGGUGGGGCAGGCACUGAGUGCUGCUGAAGGCCCCGCCUACAGCCAGUCUGCCAUCUGCAGACACACCAUCCUGAGAAGCCACUUUUUCCUACCACAGGAAGCCCAAGAGAACACUAUAGGUAGCAGUCUGACAGGCAAACUGAACCCUGGCCUUUUAUACCCUGCCAGGUUUGAGAAGUUGGACAUCACCCCAAAAAGCGCCCAGAAGAUUAAGCCCGUUCUGGAGCGCUGGAUGGCCGAGGCAGAGGCCCGCCACCGAUCCGGCAUGCAGAACCUGACCGAGUUUAUCGGUAGCGAGCCUUCGAAAAAACGGAAGAGGAGGACCUCUUUCACCCCACAGGCGCUGGAGAUCCUCAACAGCCACUUUGAGAAGAACACACACCCCUCUGGACAGGAAAUGACGGAAAUAGCAGAGAAACUGAACUAUGACAGGGAAGUGGUACGCGUCUGGUUUUGCAACAAGAGGCAGGCUUUGAAAAACACAAUAAAGCGAUUGAAACAGCCCGAUCUCGGCCCUGCAGCACCUAUGGACCCACUCUCUGAUUCUCUAGAGGAGCUCCCAAAAUGA
Messenger RNA from Hypomesus transpacificus, 1407 nucleotides. RefSeq names its product POU class 6 homeobox 2 (gene pou6f2). Gene Ontology annotation, molecular function: DNA-binding transcription factor activity, RNA polymerase II-specific; RNA polymerase II cis-regulatory region sequence-specific DNA binding. The transcript is spliced from 8 exons. The record is from RefSeq and is a predicted model, not a curated record. Lineage: Eukaryota; Metazoa; Chordata; Actinopteri; Osmeriformes; Osmeridae. Bases 1 to 1407 code for a protein of 468 amino acids. Gene Ontology annotation, biological process: regulation of transcription by RNA polymerase II.